UUUCUUCAACAACUCACUCUUAACGAAAACACAAAGUUAGAAAGUAACCAUGAAAAGGAAUAAUAAGAGAAACAAGGCCUGCUACCUAUUCGCUCUUUAUACGCUACCCAUAUACGCUAUAUUGCUACACGCCGCGGCCCCUUACCUUUCUCUCGCCUCGCGUCUUGCACUGUGUAGCAUUAGUGUGCACUUGAAGGUUUGGUUCUUAGACCAUUCGAUUGGCUGUGUUUAUAUCCUGUAGCAUAUCACCUGACUAAACAUUCUGUGUAGCAUGUAGCACUGCCCAUGGAGGAAGGAACACCGGUUCUGUCUUCUUCGGUCUCAUUUCUGGCUGGGUAUGUCACUAAACGAUCAAGACUUUGCAGCAGACAUUUUGAUAAAGAUGACAUAGACAUGUAUGGAAAUGUUAAGUGUGACCCGAAAUACUUUGAAUGGAAUAAUUGGGACAGCCAACCAAAAAAAAGAACCACAUGUGCGCUGCAGAAACAGGACCAGGGACUCCAUGACACAUCAGGCACGCGUACGUCAGGCGACCAUGAAGUAGCCCCAUGUCUGGAUCACGAUUUACAAUUCCAAGAGAAAGUUAGUACUUCGUCAAGAAUUACCAGACCCGACAUGCCUGACAUUGGAUCAAUGGAGCCCCUUUGCUGUAUCGAGAUUCCACAACCCAUGGAUCAUGACUACCUCCACACCUCAUUGCCAACUAUGAUUGACAGAUGCGUGCAGACGGUUAUGACGAUGGAGGACCUAGAUGAGCUUGAACAUCAAGCCAAGUCUAUACAUGAACAUCAACCGCUCCCAGGGCAAGAUGUUGUAGACUGUGCAACUGAGUCUGAUGAGAGGGUCAACUUUUACACUGGAUUGACGUCCAAAAGCCUUCUUCAAGGUGUUUAUGACUCAAUAAGUGGUGGUGUUAAUCGCCUGCGGUAUUGGAGGAGUACCAGUACGAAGAUGGGGACACCAGACAAUGAACAAGGUUGGAAACGACGCCCGGGCAGACAACACCAGCUUCCACCGUUUGUCCAGUUUGUCAUGACCCUCAUUAGAUUGCGGCUCAACUUACCACUUCUCCUUCUGGCUGACCUGUUCCAUAUUUGCGGUCAGGAAAUGUAUCAGACAAGUACUUGACUGAGCAGAGUGGACUGAUUGAAAAACUCAGUGACGGUGAUGCAGUCAUGGCUGAUCGAGGCUUCCACAUAGAGGACUCGCUUCUGAAAGUAAAUGCAACACUCAUAGCACCACCAUUCACUAGAAGAUGGCAUAAUGGAAAAGGAAAGAGACUUAAUGUGAAGGAGAUCAGACGAACAAGACAAAUUUCCCGUCUUCGGAUUCAUGUACAGAGAGCAAUUCAACGCCUCAAAUGCUGGCGGAUCCUGAAGCACCAAAUCCCAGAAUCCCUACAAUACACUGCUUCUAUGAUAGUUAAACUUGUUGCAGCAUUCUGUAAUUUGACGGGACCAUUGUUCUAUUCUAAAAAUGAGAAAUAUCCAAAAAAAAAAGUAAGUCUGAAAAAGCCAGUGAAGCGUUUGACCUACUGAUAUAUAUUUUGUAGCCUGUUCAAUGAAAUGAACGUCAAGCUCAGUUUGACCAAAGGCAGUCAGUAAUGUGACCAUCACCACGUCAUGAACAUAAUAGAUUAUAAAUGAAUAUUCUAGGAAGGAUAUGCAUCACCAUAUGAUGCAUGUCUGUUCAGUGAAGAAUAUCAUGAAAAAACCUAGGAUGUGAUCCUAUUUUACAUAUCAGUUUGGAAAGAGGAGAAAAAUGAGACUGCGCAUAAGUAAAAAAUGAGUCUUAGGAAUAAUUGUUUAGAUUUAUUCAGAUUUUUGGGGUCGUAUCUGUUAAUUCAUUGGGCACUUUUCAACAAGGUUAAUUAUUUGAAUUAGGUUGUUCAAACGAUUAUUCAAGAACUU
Molecule: messenger RNA, 1910 nt
Organism: Acanthaster planci (crown-of-thorns starfish)
Lineage: Eukaryota; Metazoa; Echinodermata; Asteroidea; Valvatida; Acanthasteridae
Source: RefSeq, a predicted model, not a curated record